Messenger RNA from Ostertagia ostertagi, 339 nucleotides. Lineage: Eukaryota; Metazoa; Nematoda; Chromadorea; Rhabditida; Trichostrongylidae. The record is from the annotation of a GenBank genome assembly.
AUGCAACUCAGCCCCCGUCGUCAUGAAUUGCUUUCUGUGUACAUGCUGGGAUUUGGUACCCUGUUCCUGUACCUCGGUUACCACACACAGUCGUUCAUCAGCGAAUCGAUAAUCCAUUCUGUUCACUUGAGAGAUCCGCAUAGAAUUUCUGGAUAUGCCGGAUACUACGGACAAGCAAUUCACUACAGUGCAUUCGCGAUAUCGAGUCUUUUCACCGCAUCACUUCAACAUUACCUGGCAUCGAAAUGGAUGCUUGUCUUGGCCACGGUAUUCUUCGCGGUUUACCAUCUGGGAUUCUUCUACAUCAACUCGUAUUAUUUCUACGCUUCCCAAAUAUGA